AUGAAGACGUCUGUCGCUAUCGUCGCUGCUUGUGCUGCCGUCGCCGGAGCCAUGCCCUCCUAUCGUUUCGGCAACUGGAACUCUACCGUCAUUAACUGGAACACUUCAACUCCAACCAACUGGAACACAUCAAACCCUACCAACUGGAACUCUACCACCGGUAUCAACUGGAACACGACGACCAUCAUCAACUGGAACUCGACAGCCAUUUCCAAUGGAACCGUCGCUGUCAACACAACAGCCGGCAUCGCGCCUCUUGCUCCUUACUACCCCAACACCACUGUCAGCAUCAACACCACUUGGGUGAACCACAACGAGACUCAUCUCCCCGUACCUGUGAUUCGCCGUUUCCGAGCCCAGAGAAAGAUGGUGUCUGGUGCUGUCCUGCCUGGAUACAACUAA
Molecule: messenger RNA, 402 nt
Organism: Trichoderma virens Gv29-8
Lineage: Eukaryota; Fungi; Ascomycota; Sordariomycetes; Hypocreales; Hypocreaceae
Exons: 1
Coding region: 1-402 (133 amino acids)
Source: RefSeq, a predicted model, not a curated record